Cuscuta epithymum is the source of this 1509-nucleotide messenger RNA. NCBI's taxonomy places the organism in Eukaryota, Viridiplantae, Streptophyta, Magnoliopsida, Solanales, Convolvulaceae. The record is from the annotation of a GenBank genome assembly.
UAAAAGCUCCAAAGCUAUCUCUUCGUCUAAGGCAAAUUCUCUUCGUUCAUUCACGAAAACUCAGCGGAUUAUAAGAAAUGUUCCGACCGACGUCAUCACACCCGCCAUACGAAAAAUAUGACGUCAGAAAGCGCGAUCCGGACCCCAAAUCGGCCGUCUUGUUAGUGGUUGACAUGCAAAACUACUUCCACUCGAUGGCGAAGCCUAUCCUGCCGGAGAUCAAGGCCACAAUCGAUCUCUGCCGCGGCGCGUCAGUGCCUGUGAUCUUCACGCGACACCGUCACCAGUCCCAGGAGGACUACGGCAUGCUUUACGAGUGGUGGGACGGCAACCUUAUCAUGGACGGCACUGUUGAGGCCGAGCUCAUCCCCGAUUUGGGCAGGGUGGAUUCUGACUUGGUGGUUGAAAAGUGCACUUACAGCGCCUUCAGAGGUACAAACUUAGAGGACACUCUGGCUGAGAUGGGGGCAAAAGAGGUAAUUGUGACUGGCGUAAUGACCAACUUGUGCUGUGAGACCACUGCAAGAGAGGCUUUUGUGAGGGGUUUCAGGGUUUUCUUCUCCACAAAUGCUACUGCUACGUCCUCGGCAGAACUGCAUCAUGCAACCUUAAUGAACAUGUCAUAUGGUUUUGCAUAUUUAGUUGACUGCAAAAGUCUUCAGGAUGCAUUUUCAAAAUCUUGAUUCUCACCAUUAUUGUAAAAUAUUGCAUUUAAAUGCCCUCUGCAUGUAUGCAAAUGCAGAAUAAAUAUACCCAUCUGAGUGUGGAAAAUAAUCAUGUGGCUCUAUAGUUAUGUUCACUGUUCGAUAAUACUCCCUCUGUUCCAUAAAAUUCUUCCCGGUUUGACUUGGAUCGGAGUUUAAGAAAGUGAGAAUACGUGGAAAUGUAAGGUUGUGGUUGAGUAAGAAAAAAAUAAAUGAAUGUUAGCCACACAAAACUUUCCAAAAAAAGAAAUGAGAAGAUGCAUUGGGACAUCCCAAAAAGGUAGGUGGGAAGAAUUUUAUGGGACGGAGGGAGUAAUAGAGAGCGUGUUCUACAACUUGAGAUGCAAGUUUACAGUAGGAUCUGUGUUAUGUGCAUGCUUGGGAUCUCCUUUCAGAUCUGGUGGGAAGAACGAGAAAGGGGAAGAAUGGAAAGAGAUUAUUUAGAGUCCAUGCUUAAAGUGGAAAAAAUUGAUGUCCGACUUUUCAACGCAAGAAUUAAUUCGUCAAUAGUAGUUUAUUAAUCUAUAAUACUGUUAGGAAUCUGCCUAUUUAGUAUUUUAAUAAGGUAUUUGAAAGGAGAAAUAAAAUGGGCUGAGGUCAAUUAAGUGGGCUGGGGUCAUUUAAUGAGUAUGUUUAUCUAUUUUAGUCCCUGCGUGGACCUACUACUAUAAAUAGUAAGUUGUGUAGCUACUAAAAGGUAGACUGUUAUUUGGAUAUUGAGUGUUGCCUUGUUGCCUAAGAAGUCCCUGUCCCUGUCCCUUGUUACCUAUGGUUUACCCUAUUUCAUCAAUAAACAAUAUUUCCC